This is a messenger RNA of Acaulospora morrowiae, 581 nucleotides long. Lineage: Eukaryota; Fungi; Glomeromycota; Glomeromycetes; Diversisporales; Acaulosporaceae. The record is from the annotation of a GenBank genome assembly.
AUGAAUUUUGUAGAAAAACCCCCUCAGCACGAAAUAAUUUCUCAAAUAAUCUCAUAUGAUCAUGACACGAUUGACAUUAUAUUAACACACGACAACAUUUCUCAACAGUUUUUAUUUAAUCCAUACAAUAUUAUUUCUAGAUAUCCAAGCCCAAUUAACGGCUUUAUUAUUCUUCGAAUAUUCUUGUGUGAUUCCAUUAAACUAUUACUCAGUAAAAUUCCUACCCGGUUGCCAACUAGAGAGGCUGUGUCUAAACUUGCAUCUGACCUUUGGAAGGAAGUGGAUUCUAAAUUUAAAGAAAGGAUAAAUGAAAUUAAUAAAAAAUAUCAUGAAAUGAGUAAUGCAUACUCUAUCGAACCGAGCGACUUUAUCGAUACUUUCGGUUAUAUCUCUCCAAUCGAUGCUAUCAAUGUUUCUAAUCAGAACGAAGUUAUCAAUGAUUUCGUUCCGAAUGGAUUUUCUCCUAAUUCCCUCGAGCAGAUUAUCUUUUACAAUCAAAACGAAAUUAUCAAUUACUUCGUUCCGUAUGAAUUUGCUCCCAAUUUUCUCAAUCAAACCGAAAUUAUCCAUGAUUUUGUUCC